This is a messenger RNA of Procambarus clarkii (red swamp crayfish), 1962 nucleotides long. RefSeq names its product Bprotein-1 related complex subunit 5 (gene BORCS5). Lineage: Eukaryota; Metazoa; Arthropoda; Malacostraca; Decapoda; Cambaridae. The record is from RefSeq and is a predicted model, not a curated record. Gene Ontology annotation, biological process: organelle transport along microtubule; lysosome localization; positive regulation of anterograde synaptic vesicle transport. Gene Ontology annotation, cellular component: BORC complex; cytoplasmic side of lysosomal membrane; synaptic vesicle membrane.
CAGCGGGCGGCUGUCACAGGGGUCAAGUUUUACAUAUUGAUUGUGGGGGAGAAGGAGAAAUAAGAGAAUAAUUAAGAUAUAUUCGAGAGCAAGCUGAGGCCUGUACUGGACUUGGGAGGGUCUGUAGAGCGUGAUGGGCGGGGAGCAGAGCCGGGACGCGGGCGGCGGGGUGGGCGGAGGUGGGCGGGUGGAGGUGUCGGAGAGGCAGGCACCAGACUCUAACCGCCCCACCUCCACCUCCCCGCGACCUUCCAUCUGCUCCGACGGCGACCUCCCCUAUAUCUCCUACACCGUCAACAGACCCAUAGGCGACUCACCCAAGCACACGUCGCGGGGGAUGCGCGGGCUGCGUGGUGGGGGAGGGUCACCGCGCAGGACCCGUCGGCGACAGUUCCAGCAGCGACCUCAAGAGGUGGUGGUCGUCCGCGAGGCUGCCACCAACACCGCCGGUGUCGACCCCGAGUUGGCCAGACUUCAGUCCAUCCCGACGUUCCUGCCCAUCAUGCGGGGGGCGCUGACGGCACCGUCGGCACGUGAUCCAGAGGUCCUGGAGCGACUCAACGCGGGCGCCAUGGUGGAGCUGUGUCGCCGCUACCAGAUCCACCUGCACGCAGCGGCCGCCGCCACCAGCCACCACCAGGAUAACCUCUCCGCCAAGAUCAGGGAGAUGGACGCCGGCGUGAGCGGCCUGGUGUCGCAGGUGACGGAGCGACAGAAGAACUUCGCCAGGUACGCGGAGAAGCUGAGUCAGGUGACGGAGGUCAGUCACGCCCUCGCCCGCUGCCACGCCUCCCUCAACCACAUCCUCGAGAGCCUGGAGACCCUCAAUGACUCCCUGCCCAUCCAGGAGAGGCUGGAGCCCUUCGUCUGGACCACCGGCUGAUCUGCCGGCCGCUGGGUGACCGCUGGGGUGGGGAGGAAUGCAAUAAACACGAGAGUAUAGUGAGAAGGCUCACCUUACAACCUUACUUCCCCGCCCACUGACUGCGCGGGGAAGAAAUAGGAGUCGAGGAAGACAAUGGGAAAGAUAGUGUACAUGAAAUAAAUCAAGGGAAAUAUAGCUGAUGAAUGUAGUAAUUGAAGGGUGAGAGAAGAUGGCGGUAAUAUAGGUGGAAGAGGAACCCACGCGACAGGUCACAAAGAAUUAUGAAAAACACAAAUUGUAUAUAAAUCAGUAUGGUGGGCGUCUAGGUAGAUCAGCAAAGUAGAUGUGUACACGAAGGUAGAUCAACAGCGUGGGCGUGAGAAUAGUUUAGACAGUAAAGGAAAUGUGAAAUAUUUUGCACCCAAAUAAUAUGAAAGUAAAAAUAAUAAAACUUGAAAAAUAUAAUUUGAGUGCAAGGCCAUGAAAGAGGACCUAAUCUCGGAGAAACUUAAUGAGAAUACAAAAAAAAAUCUAUACAUGACAUGAAUUCAAAUAUACUCGUUGUAUUCACAGAUUGGGAAUGGUACUUACCCAUAGUCAACAUUCAGAAACCUGUUAAAUGUGAUUAAGGAAUGGGAUUGGUGUCAGGUGUGUGUGGAAUACGGUUGUGUUUUAAACCUAUUUAAUGCUAGGCUUAGGUUCUUUUUGGGGAAUAUGUUACUUAAACCCUAUUAAGUGGAAUGGCUGUAACCUAAGUGAUAACGAAACCUAUAUCAAAUGGGUGCACACAAUUUUAGCACGGUCAAAGUCUUUGUAAAAAUAUGUGUAUGUUAGGUGACCCCUCACUUUAAAUUUGAAUGUUGAUGUUGAGACGAUUCAGGCAUGAUGGUAGGGGGGGGGAUGAAAGGUGUUUCGUACACAACAUUGUGUGUGUGUGUCUGCCGUGUCAACUUUGUGUUAAUCUUUCGUGUUCUUGUUAUUGUAUUGUUAAAAUUCAACUUAGUCAUCCAUGGGAAAUGAGUUAAUGCUCUCCAGGUUGAAGCGAAUGGUGUUGAUUACAUUGUAUAUUAUUUAUUUAAAUAUUAAUGGUCAAAAUA